AUGGUAGACAUUGGCUCCUCUCAAGUUCCAUUGUUUAGCAGCCAAGUAACUGAGCAGCCGAGUUUUCCUGGUGAUGAGCGCAAAGAACGGAGGAAGUGGUCUCAUGUGGAGGAUGUGGUGCUGAUAAGCGCUUGGCUGAAUACAUCUAAGGACCCUGUCAUCGGAAAUGAACAAAAAGUAUCUACUUUUUGGAAAAGAAUCACCAAUUACUUCAACUCUUCAAAAACGCUAGCAACUGAACAAGACAGAGAGUCUGGUCAGCUUAAGCAGAGGUGCCAGAGGAUUAACGACCUCACUUGUAAGUUUGUUGGGUGUUAUGAAACUGCCAUGAAGGAGCAAAGGAGUGGACAAAAUGAAGAUGACGUGAUGAAGGCAGCACAUAACAUCUUCUACAACGAUUACAUGUUCAAGUUCAACCUUGAACAUUGUUGGAGGGAACUGAGACACGACCAGAAGUGGUGCUCUGCUUCCACGGUUAAAGAUGGUGGCAGCCAAAAAAGAAGGAAGGCUGGUGGGACUUCGGUGCAUCCAUCAAGUUCAGAAACCCAAUCUGAUGGAGAAGAUGUUAGCAUGGCAAGGCCGCCUGGUGUGAAGGCCGCGAAGGCUGCAAAGAAGAAAGGGCUUGAUGCUGGCGGUGCUAAAGAGGAGGUUGCUAAAGAACGUGAGAAGAGCUUUAAAAACAUGUGGGAACUCAAGCAGAUUGACCUUGCCUUGAAAAAUGAGGUUGCUAGGACCAAAGUGCUAGAAACUCUACUCGCUAAACCUCCACCAUUGUCUGAGACUGAAGAAGCAGUCAAGAUGAAGCUGUUGAAUGAACUGUUGGGAUAA
This is a messenger RNA of Eutrema salsugineum, 828 nucleotides long. Its product is annotated as glutathione S-transferase T3-like. The record is from RefSeq and is a predicted model, not a curated record. NCBI's taxonomy places the organism in Eukaryota, Viridiplantae, Streptophyta, Magnoliopsida, Brassicales, Brassicaceae. The transcript has a single exon. The coding region runs from base 1 to 828 and encodes 275 amino acids.